Sorex fumeus (smoky shrew) is the source of this 1834-nucleotide messenger RNA. RefSeq names its product WD repeat domain 76 (gene WDR76). The record is from RefSeq and is a predicted model, not a curated record. Bases 19 to 1701 code for a protein of 560 amino acids. Gene Ontology annotation, biological process: regulation of DNA damage checkpoint. The transcript is spliced from 13 exons. Gene Ontology annotation, cellular component: nucleus. Gene Ontology annotation, molecular function: protein binding; DNA binding. Lineage: Eukaryota; Metazoa; Chordata; Mammalia; Eulipotyphla; Soricidae.
CGCUUAAGCCGCGCAAGUAUGUCUGAGUCUGUUGCGGCGUCUGAAAAGGCCGACUCCAGUAAACGACUCCAAGUGGAGGUGAAUGAAUAUAAAGAAAACCAAGACAUUACUUUUUUAUCUUUGAGACCAGAACAGAUUGCAGUUUUAGGAAAAGUAACUAAGGUGUGUCUUUUGCCCUUUUCACUCAGUAAUUACAACCCAGGCCAAUUUAAGUGCUCCAAAUCCCUUCUAAACAAAAGUCCUAAUAAAGUGGCAUGUAAGAAUCUGUUUAAGAAGACUAAAAUUAAGAGAAUUUGCCGAAAUAUUUUAACUUCAGAGAUGGAAGCUACAAUUUCCAAAGCAGAAUUCACUGUGCAAAAAUCAUCCUUAGAUGUUCCUGCUGAAAGUUACAAGGUACCUUUAGAUAUAGUGAUUCUCAGUGUUGAUAAGGAAAACAGUCAGGAUGGAGACAGUGAUGAAAACAUCACAUCAGGCCUGGAUGAUUUUUCAGGAUUAUCAUCAUAUGAAAAGAAGAGACUAAAGAACAUAUCAGAAAAUGCAAAGUUUUUUGCUUCUCUUCAGUUGUCUGAGUCAGCUUCAAGGCUCCUUGGCAUGAUAAAGAAGAGACCGCUUCCUGAAUCAAAAAGAAAGAAGCCUAAGAGGCAAGAAAAUGAGAUUAUAUGCAGAAGGUCAAUGCGAUUACUGAAAGUUGAACCUUUGCAAAUUUCAUUACCAACAACUUCAACCUGGGCCCUACGCAAACAGGAUGAGAACCCUUCAUUACCUCCUGGACCUAUAGAAAUGUCUCUUGAAAAUAGUGAACUAUUUAAAGGAUUUCUACACAUUUGGGAAGAAGUGAAUAAGACAAGGAGUAAGAGUACCAAGAAAGAAUCAUCCAGCAUAAAAAGCUACAAAGCCAAUUUAAAUGGUAUGGUCUUGUGUGAAGAUACUAUUUAUAAAGUUACCAAGAGCCCAACAUGCUCUUUGGCUAUUCAUCCAUCAGAAAGUAGAACUUUGGUGGCAGCUGGGUUCAGAAAUGGGCAAGUUGGACUUUGGGAUUUGGAACCUAAAAAAGAUGGAGUUUAUGUUUUUCAACCUCAUAGCCAGAAAGUGAACAGUAUUUACUUCUCACCUGCCAAUCCGGCCCACUUAUUAUCUCUGAGCUAUGAUGGCACAUUACGGUGUGGGGAUUUUUCAAGAGCUGUUUUUGAAGAGGUAAAUAUUAAUAAUGGCAACACUGGGCAUACUUGUUCUCAUUACAGAGGUAUUAAUAUCUAUGAUGCAAGGUACCUAAAUUCAGAGAGAAGUCAGCCUUUGACUUCUUUGACCGGACAUAAGAAGAGCCCUUCUUCUGCCUACUUUUCACCUCUUACUGGUAACAGAGUAGUGACCACGUGUGCUGAUUGUUCACUGAGAAUCUUUGAUAGCAGCUGUAUGUCCUCUAGGAUUCCUCUUUUUACCAUUAUAAGGCCCCAUAUGAUCACAAAGCGAUGGCUGAUCAGAUUCCAAGCCGUGUGGGACCCUAAACAAAAAGACUGCAUAAUAAUUGGCAACAUGGCUUAUCCACGACGGGUGGAAAUCUUCCACGAGACAGGAGAGCUGGUGCAUGCUUUUACUGAUAAAUUCCUGGCCUCUGUGUGUUCCAUCAUUGUUAUGCACCCAACUCAGUAUAUUUUGGCUGGAGGUAAUGCUAGUGGGAGGAUACAUAUUUUUAUGAAAUGAGAAAUCUAGGUUUUUGGUUUAAUACCACCAAUUUGUUCAAACUAAUCAGUAUCUAAAGAACCUGCAAGUUCAUACGAUUUAUCAUUUCACUUGGUAAUUGUUUUUUAUUAGUAAGAACCGAGAGCAGAAUGGU